AUGUGGAUGACUGGGUGCGAGUGUGUCUAUGAGAAGAAGGUGAACCAGUUCAGGCAUUCAGCUCCAAUCUGCUUCUUAAUAACUGCUCUCUGCAGCACUCUGGAACCAUCCACCAACGGAGGAAGAAGAGGGCGGAGAGGACCUGUCAUGUCACCAGACCAGACCAAAGAUCAUUGCAAAAAAAAUAGCCACAGCAUUAUUGAUAAAGAGGACCAAGUCAAGAUUGCCAGUGACCCCAUGGAAAAAGCCAACCAGGAAAACCAAACUUUCGUAUCUUUUUUUUGGGUUGUUGGCUUAUCUGAAGAUAAAGAACCUCAAGUUCUCCUGUUUCUGGUCUUCCUCUUCAUCUAUCUCAUCACUGUCACUGGUAACUUACUCAUUCUUUCUGUCAUCUCUUCCAGCCAGCAACUGCACACACCAAUGUAUUUCUUCCUAGCCAACCUGUCCAUCAUUGACAUCAUCUUUUCUUCUGUUACCGUUCCCAAACUUCUCUUUAUUUUAGCCACUGCCCAGAAGUCUGUCUCUUUCUCUGACUGCAUCACACAGCUCUCCUUCUUCCAGUUCUUUGUGGUGGCUGAAUGUUAUCUUCUAGCGGUCAUGGCUUAUGACCGGUAUGUGGCUAUCUGCUUUCCUCUCAACUACAUGCUUAUCAUAAGCAAGGAGGUCCGCUUCUGGAUGGUCAUUGCCUGCUGGGCCUGUGGCCUCGUCAACUCGUUGAUCCAAGCCAUCUCCAUCUUACACCUUGACUUCUGUGGUCCCAAUAAAGUGGAUCACUUCUUCUGUGACGUUACUCCCCUCUUCAAGCUGUCCUGCUCUGACACGAGGCUCGGAGAGGCUGUAUUUCUAAUAGUGGUGGUUUUAGCGGGCAUGGGGCCAUUGACUUUUAUUCUAGUGACCUACGGUCGGAUCAUCGCAGCGGUUUCAAAAAUUAGUUCCAGUAAAGGACGUUUUAAAACCUUCUCUACUUGCGCCUCUCACUUCACAGUGGUGGCACUCUAUUACGGUAGUGGCAUCUUCAGCUACAUCUGGCCAUCCUCCACUUACGCCAUGGACAAGGAUGUCAAAGUGGUGGCCGUACUGUAUACAAUUAUGACUCCUAUGUUGAACCCUAUUAUUUAUUGCUUGAGGAACAGGGAGGUAAAACAGGCCCUGAAGAAGGCUUUAGGUAGCAAGAGAAUAAGAUAA
Messenger RNA from Nanorana parkeri, 1185 nucleotides. Its product is annotated as olfactory receptor 1019-like. Gene Ontology annotation, biological process: G protein-coupled receptor signaling pathway. The transcript has 4 exons. The record is from RefSeq and is a predicted model, not a curated record. Lineage: Eukaryota; Metazoa; Chordata; Amphibia; Anura; Dicroglossidae. Bases 1 to 1185 code for a protein of 394 amino acids. Gene Ontology annotation, molecular function: G protein-coupled receptor activity; olfactory receptor activity. Gene Ontology annotation, cellular component: membrane.